Molecule: messenger RNA, 2085 nt
Organism: Closterium sp. Yama58-4
Lineage: Eukaryota; Viridiplantae; Streptophyta; Zygnematophyceae; Desmidiales; Closteriaceae
Source: the annotation of a GenBank genome assembly
AUGCGAUUCGCGACUAUAGAAUGUUGUUUCCGAGGUUGGGCUGUCACAUCACCACCAUCCGAAGUUUGGACAACUGCUGUGGUGCAGGAAGAUCAUCUGGUUCCCGUGCCCCGAGCAGAUGAAACCAAGCACGAGCACUGGUGUCGCAUCGCCUUGGACAUUAGUGUGGACGAGAUGGAGAGUGCGCUGUGCAGUAGCGAAGAGCCGUUUGGAGUAGUGGGCUUGGCAACCGACGGCGUUCAGCUGUUGCGCGAGGGCGGUUGGUCGCAUAGCAGCAGGAGCAGCAGCAGCAGCAGCAGCAGUCUCAACGCAGGCCGGGACAUUGGGAUCGAGUGCGGCAGCAGCAGUGACAGCGACUCGCUGUCGGACAGUGAUACCAGUGACAACAGUGGCUACUCGAGCGGGCUGCCAGCAGAUGCAGGGGCGGAGCGGGCCAACAAGAAGCAUGCGGGAGGGACGUCGUGUGAAGAGGCAUCAUUGGCCCGCCCUGCCCACCCCGCUGCUUUGCAUGCCCUGUACUGGACAUUCGUGUUCAACUGCUUUAGCGAGCAAUCGUGGCGGUUUGCAGGCGCAGCUUUACUCGCGUUAUUGCAUCAAUCAAUACUGCCGGUGGCUGUGGCACGAUUCGCUAGCCAGCUAGUGGCGUGUGUGGCGGCGCCGCUGGUGGGCGAUCUCUUGGACUCGGCGCCCAGGGUGCCGGCUCUCAGAGCUAUCCUCGUCGCUCAGAGCGGCGCCAUCAUGGUGGGAGCAGCGGCAACCAUGCACGCGCUCAACUUCGCCUUCCCUGCUCAACCUCCACCUGCCGCUUCGGACACAGCCGCCACGUCAACUGCCACGUCAGCGCUGUCGGCUCUCCCCGCAGCAGCGGUGCUGCAGCAGGGGUGGUUCGUGGUGCUGCUGGUGGCGGGCGCGGUGGAGCGCGUGAUGGGGCUGGCGACGGGCGUGGCCGUGGAGAUCGACUGGGUGCUCGUCCUGGUGGGGGAGGGUCGGCCUGAGCUCAUGGCGACGGCCAUGGCGACUCUAGGGAGGAUCGAGCAGUUCGGUGAGGUGGCAGGGGCGUUCACAUUCGGGGGCCUCAUAGCCACGUAUGGGCCGUUCGUCUGUGUCAAAGCAUGCAUGGCCCUCGCUGCGCUCUCCAUCCCUGCUCUCCUUGCGCUGACGGCUCUCACCAACCACCUGUCGCACGGUGCGCUCAGCCACAGUGGUCCCUGUGAGUCCGCACAGAGGCUGGUGCCCGCUGUUGACUCUGCUGCCGAGGAUACCACUGCUGCUGCUCUACCCCACGUGCUUGAUGCUGCACCUUGCAUACUGUCGAGGGUGGGCAUGGCAGUGAUAGGCGCAUUCAGCAGUGCGUGUGCGGCCAUGGGCUUCGUUGCCUGCUUCAUCUCGCCGGCACUCGUUGCACGCCUCGGCAUCUUGCAGGCGGGCAGCAUUGCGCUGCUCUUCCAGGCCACCAUGCUCGCCCUCGCCGUGCUCGACUUCUCCUCGCUCUCUCUCUGCCCUCCCUUUCUGCACCAACGCCUGCUCAUGCUCUUCCUCUUGCUUGUGGGUGUCUGCGUACCCCUUUCGUUUUGCUCUCCUCUCCUCCCCGCACUCCUUCAUCACCCCUCUCGUCCUCCUAUGUGGCUAACUGCGGGGCAGGUGUUGUCGCGCAUGGGGCAGGGCAUGUAUCAGAUAGUGGGGUGUCAGAUCAUCCAGGCAGUGCCAGCAGCAUCAGCCAACCUGUUUGGGACCACGGAGAUGGCUCUGGGCAGCCUAGCAGAGCUCGCCAUGCUCUCCCUCGCCAUCCUCUUCCACGAUCCCAAGUACUUCGGCGCCCUUAUGCUCGUGUCCUUUGCCGCCGUCCUUGCUGCUGCUGCACUCUACUGCCACUGGCUGGCCAGGCCCGACCCAAGGCUCGCAAAGCUGUUUCCGGAUCAACCUAAGUCCUGGUGGGGGAAUCUGUUUUGGGGGGGAACGGGCCAGGACGAAGGAGAACGGGAAGAGGAAGCUUUGCUGCGUGAGCAAGGACUGGGGUUGGGGGAUCACCGAAGACGAGAAGCUGGGGAUGAAGAGGUGGGAUUGUUGAGAGAUAGGCAGGUGUAG